Molecule: messenger RNA, 3116 nt
Organism: Panthera uncia (snow leopard)
Lineage: Eukaryota; Metazoa; Chordata; Mammalia; Carnivora; Felidae
Gene: MARVELD3
Product: MARVEL domain containing 3
Exons: 3
Coding region: 23-1174 (383 amino acids)
Cellular component (GO): membrane
Source: RefSeq, a predicted model, not a curated record
GGUGGGGACGCGGAACUGGGCCAUGGAAGAUACGUCGGGGGCUCGCGAGCCCCGUGCCCGACCGAGAGAGCGGGACCCAGACCGGCGCUCCCGUCCGGACCGAGACCUCCACCCCGAGCGACAGCGGGACAGACACGGGAACCGACGCAGGGAGAGAAACGGGGGCGAGCGCAGGGACGGGGACCGGGACAGGGGGAGGGACCGGGACCCCCGCCACGACAGACACAGGGUCGAAGACCUUCGCGCGGGUGAACAAAGAGUUUGGGAAAAGUCCCGCCAGAGCCGGACACGGGACGGACCCCGCAAGCCGACCUGGGACUCAGCCUCGCCCCCCUGGCCCGCGCCUUGGGAAACCACGGAGCCGUCGCUCCCGAGGAAGGAGCGCUUCGGGCACCGUGACCCGACAAGUGAACCUACUUCAGCGAGAUACCUGCCCUCGAACCCCAGGUCUGGACAAGAGGGAGUGGAAUAUUACCAGUCAGAGGCUGAAGGACUCCUGGAAUGCCAUAAAUGCAAAUACUUGUGCACUGGGAGAGGUGUGGUACAGAUAGUGGAGGUGAUACUGAAUGGGAUGGUUCUCAUGUGUAUCGUGGCCUCCUACUUUGUCCUUGCUGGAUUCAGUGCCAGCUUCACCAGUGGCGGCGGCUUUGGGAACAACUAUUACUCACCGUUUGAGGGCACCGAGCUGGAGCAGGUUCGGCAGCUGGACCAGCAGUACACAGUCCUCCGGGCACCCCUGAUAUAUGGCGGUGUGGCUGUUUCUCUGGGGCUGGGUGUCCUUACUAUGGGCGUUUUACUCCAGGGAGCCAAAAGUCUAACCAAACUGUUGGCGAAGUGGCUCCUGCUGGAGGCCGCCUUCAGCCUCCUGGCGGCAGUGAGCUACAGCGUAGGCAUUGGCACUUACCUCCACGUAGCCUUGCGGAUCAAUGCCACAGACACUUGCAGAGCCAGAGCGCGGCUCUAUGCCCGCAAGGGUCUCACCUGGAUGAACUGCCAGCUGGCAGGCACUGAUGGAGCCGCAGCCACCUUUGCUUGUCUUCUGGUGGUUACAUACGGUGCCAGCGUAGUGCUGGCCCUGCGGAGCUACCAGCAACAGAAGCACUACAAAGACAGCCAAGCACAGAACAGAAGUUACAAUGACGCGCCUGAAUACCUGUGGUCAGGAACGCUCUGAGACUUCUUCUGGAACCUAAAUGGCAACCCACCUCCCUUGUUUCUCUCAAAAAGAUGUGUCCCUUAAAGUGGCACGUUACACAACUAUGGUCUUCACAUGCUUGAUUUUACAAAUGUUCCCUCUGGUACCAGUGCAAAGCUAGAUGAUCAUUUCAUUUUUUUAAUCAGUAAGUCUUAGUUGGCUGAGAGCUUGAAAAAGAUGUCUCCACCUUUGCAACAAAGAGCAACAUUGCAAGUCUGGGGAUGCCUUUGUGGUGUGGCUCUCUUACCAGAUGGUAAGGUAAUCAUGGUAAUAGCUACAUAGCCAGAAAAAUUCUGAGAGAUGAGAAUUACACAUCCGGGGUAGCAGGUCCAGUGUUACAGUAGAAAUAUCUUCCCGUCAUAACUACUUAAGGUCAUCAAAAGAGACGUGCCAUUGCCCCCCGUAUUUGGUCCCAGGGGAAUGAUUUUAAAGCAGUUGGAUGAUUGAGUUCUAAAUGAGUAAUUACAUUCUGACUCUCUUAGAAGGAAGCCACUCUGUUGGUACAGCAGUGUGCCCUGACUGCCUGGGUCCAACGGAGCGUUCCUCCCUUACAGAUGGGAGCCAGGAUUCCUGAUGCAUGAAGGGAGACGCUUUGAGAAUGCAUGUUCCUCCUCAGGAUUCCUGCAUUAGGGCUGAGAAAAAAGGGUUUUUCUGCCAGCGUCCAAGUUACUUUUUUGUUGCAAGUCAUUCAAUUGGAUUUCACUUUCCUAAAAUAUCUUAUAAUUUUCUUAAAUAUGAGGCUUCCAGAUGGAAACAAAAUUCGUAAACUUCUUAAAUGUGUUAUUCAACUGAUAUCAAAAGUAAAAUGUAGUGAAUUUUAUUAGACUAGAAAGGCUUACUGGAGGCUUCUUCAUUUCUCCAUCCCCUGACAGUCCCCUCUAGAGGAGCCCUUCAAAGGUAGAUUGUAAUCACUCAGGACCCUGGAUUGUUUUCAGAAUGUAAUAGAUCAUUAACACUGAAUAUUAAAAAUAAAGUUUUUCACUUAUUUUAAUCUAAAGUUUUAUAGCUGUUCUUAUACUUUACUAGUCUCAGAUUUUCAGUUGUUAAAUGCACCUAGAAAUACAUGCAUUCUUAUGACAGUUUUUUUCCCUAAUUGCUCUCUUGCUUUUCAAUAGCUAAUUGUUUUUUUCUGUAAUAUCAGUUUUACUUCCAUAUUAUAAAUGAGGUUAAACUAUUAAUAAGUUCAAAUUCUUAGUACAUUUCUAAAAACAAUCUAUUUCCACAAUGCCAUUUUGACAUAAAUCUCAGAUUCUCUAAUUUACAGUUAGUAAGAAAUCAGCAAACAUAAGCCUCUUUCAACAGAUGUGAAAAUGGCAAUGAAAGAAAACUAAGUCAAUGUCAUUUUCCCCCUCCUUACCCCCCCAACUGCUCUCCUCCCUGGAACAUAUUACCUUUCCUCUCCUGUCCUUUCAACAGCUAUUUCUGAUAGAACCUAUUGAAGGUGAAGGAUCAAAACAAAACCUCAUACAGAAAUGAGAAAAUAUCUAAUUAUACUUCUACAAAAAGUAAAGCUUGGAGGAAAAUAAUCAACUGAAAAUCUGCAUUACUAGGUUAACAUAAAAACAUUGUGCCGCAGAAAGCUGCUUCUUCCACUGUCACCCUUGGCCUCAAGGCGGUGGCCAGAGUCCCACAGCUUUUAACUGAGUGGUAGACAGGAAGUUUAACAGCAGCAAAAAUCAAAGAACCCGUUCCUCACACACACCCCAGAAAAGCCUUCCUGCACUGCCCCCGGCCCCGCAUUAUCUCCCGAGACAUGUUCCUCUUACAGCUUUCCCCAUGAAAUGGGGACUCUGACCCAUCUAGACCCCAGCACUGUGCCCAGGGCAGCUGCAAUACUGCUCCCGAGAUUCCCCUCCUUCUGAGGGAUCGGAGUCCAUCUGUCACUGUAAAUCACAACCUUCCACGUGUGGAGUUUCAUAAC